Molecule: messenger RNA, 888 nt
Organism: Haliotis rubra (blacklip abalone)
Lineage: Eukaryota; Metazoa; Mollusca; Gastropoda; Lepetellida; Haliotidae
Exons: 5
Coding region: 1-888 (295 amino acids)
Source: RefSeq, a predicted model, not a curated record
AUGACAUUGACAAAUGAACCAAGGGAGGUAACUCUACGGCAACAGUGCCGUCAUCUUCCAAAAGUGCCGCCAAACGUCAUCUACGGGGUUUACACAUUCCACUGCACGAUCCUCGCCAUUUUUAGAAGACUGGGCAAGCUGACGUUGUCAUUAUUCUCCCCAGAUCUCUCAAGCCGCAGUCUACUGUCUGCGCUGCCAACACCAGACAGGAUCCCCCUUCCUGAUCUUGCACCUACUAUGAUUGCAGCCCUUCAAGCAGGUGAAAGGAGCAGCCAGAUUUUUAACUCUGUAUUGAAGCAGUGUGAAACAGUUUACACAACUGUUUAUCCAUCAAUGUCAUCUUCACCAUACUAUCAAUCAAUCGUCAGGAGGAUGGUGGCAAAAUAUCCUUCAUUGGCCUAUGCACAUGGCAAGACACUUUGGAGCUUUUUUGUGUCCAAAUUGAGUCAGCGAUGCCGCACCAAUAGAUUUCAAAACAAUGCAAAAUCAACAAGACCUGCGCCUAAGGAUUCUGAAGAUGCACAACCUCAGAAGUUGUUCAAGAUGGCUAAUAAAUCAUCAGGUGUGACAUCAGAGAAAGAUUUUGCAUCCCAUCUUGAUGAAAUAAAGAAGGAAUGGGAAGGAAAGCAAUCAAUUACUCAUCUGCAAACUCUACUAAAACAGACAAGACAAUUCCGCAAAGAGUGGCAAACCACCUUGAAGCCUGGGAAGAUUGAGCCCAUUUUAGAAAAGUUCCCUUGUUUUGAGGAAGGAUGCUUUUUGGUGUAUGAAUUCUUUUGCCAACUCAGUGAUGAUCCAGAGGAAGCGAGGGAAGAAAUUGCCAGAAAUAUAAAAUGGAUAAUGCACACUGUCGUAUCUAAAAAAACUGCACCUGAUGCAUGGUACUGA